Molecule: messenger RNA, 5801 nt
Organism: Phascolarctos cinereus (koala)
Lineage: Eukaryota; Metazoa; Chordata; Mammalia; Diprotodontia; Phascolarctidae
Source: RefSeq, a predicted model, not a curated record
AUGAAUAUUUUUGGAUAUAUUAUUUGUAUUAAAAAAUCUGGUGUUGACGGUUUCUAGUAUCCAUUAAAGAAAACUACUUGUUAUUUUGGAAGAGAUACUGAAUGUGAUAUUCAGCUUCAGCUUCCAAUAGUACCCAAGCAGCAAUGCAAGAUUGAAUUUGAUCUACAACUUAAGGAGGCCAUACUGACUAAUUUAAAUUCUACAAUUCCAAUUAUGUUAAAUGGAUCUACCUUUUGUCAUCCGAUAAAUCUUGAACACGGAGAUUUAAUUACUAUAAUUGAUCGGUCAUUCAGAUUUGAAUAUAAAUACGACUUUCAAAGCGAAAGACAGCUAAGAAGGCCUUCAGAAACAAAAAACAAAGAGGUGAUACCAACUCCAUCCCGAAGUACCUCAGUUUUGGGCUCUGGGAUAAUGCUAACUUUAGAAACCAAAGAAUUGACAGAAGGUGCCACAGACCUCCUUGAAAAAACUGUCUCCACCCAUGUAGCAGCUGAAGGUGGUAGAGGAGAUCAGAGUCUUUUUUCGACUCCCAAACAUCCCGGGACGAAUGAAGACAUUUUACCUCCUUUUAGUGAACUUUUGGGCCUGAUGCAAGAUGCCUCGGAUGCCCAGAGCCAACCAACUGUCGAUCUGCAUGACAGCCAUAGAAAACCAGGGCCCUCAAGUAGGAAUGAUGCAGAGUGGGAAGUACAGCUUUUUCAAUUGCCCCACUCCAGCACCUUGUGGGGCAGCACCAUAAGGUGUGUCACCGUCUCCAAUGGGUCCGACGAUAACAGCAGUGAUGGUGAAAAAGAAACUGAGGACCCCUUCUGGAGCAUCCCUUUGUUACAGUGGGAUGAAAAUUUCCUUCAUAAAGAAGACCAGCAAUCACAGCAACUGAACACGCCCUCAAAAUGGAAGAAGAGCGAAGAAUGACCCACUGAGAAUUCAGGGAAAUAUAGUAAGGGCUGCAGGAAAGAGGACAAAAGGAGGAGGCCAGCCCCUGGGUGGCCCCUGGUGGAUGCCCAAAGUCAACCCUCUUUUCACACACUUCGGUCCCAAACCAAGAGGCCCGACAUGUGCUUCUUGGGGAGUGGUGGCCAUGGCCUACUGCUGCCCAAACUCAAGAGAGAGGAUUCACUUGUUGAGAAGCCUGUUCUCAAAGACAGCAGCAUUAACUCCUCUACAGAUACCACAAAGCAGCCAUCAACAUUUCUUCCAAAAGUAGCUGAUGAUGAUGAAACCUCUAACAAAUCGUUAGAUGAGGAUGACAUUGACGAGAUACCUCAUUGUGUAUCACCUGAUAUCAGUGAGUUUGAUAUCAGCGAUUUUGUGGAUUCUUCUUCUGAUUCAGAUAAUGUUACUGAAAAUAAUGAACCAUGUGAAAAAAGGAGGAGAGUUUCUUUUGGAGCCCUUCUGAGACGUGAAAUAUUUGAUGAAAAUUUACCUCCCAAUGCACCUCUUGAAAAAGGAGGAAGCCCAGAGACGAGAAAAAGCUCAUCUGGAACCUGUGUCCGAGAAAGUCAACAGACACAUUCUAAACCACCAGAAAAAGAGCCUUCUAACAGUUUACUGGAAGGCAUACCAUGUACAAAAGACCCAUCACAAGAGCUUCCAGCCACUCAUCAUCUUCAGAAGAAGUCUGCUCUGGGCAGGGAUAAUACAACCCUUUCAAAAUUACUCAAUGAGAGAGUAACAUCUAUUCCCGAAAUCCAGACCAUCCAGCCCCACAAAAUCGUGAGCACACCAUCGCGCCUGAGGAGAUCCUCCUCUGGAAGAAGCCAGUUUGAAAUGCUACAGAUGAUUUACGCCAAGAAGAGAAGCGGUGCAUCAAAAGCCAAUCUCAUGGUUGUACACUCUUGGGCAGAUGUGGUGAGAUUAGGUACUAAAAAAACCCAAGCACACAUUGUUAUAAAACAUGGUCUUGAGAGAAUAAUAAUAAAACAGCAGAAGAGAUUAACCCACAAGAAGCCUGCAAACCAUGCACAGAAUCACUUUAGCACAGGCCACGCCAACUCUUCCUGCACCAUAGUGACUGGGAGAGCUCAUACUGAAAAAGUGACCGUACCUAUAUGGCCCUGUAGGAUGCUGAACAACUUUGUUAAAAAACCUAAGAUAGAUGUGAAUGAGGAUUUAACAGAAUUAGUAGACAUGUUUGAAACCCCUAUCAAACACAAAACUGCAAACAUGUCUCCUGAGAUUGGUACAACUUCAUAUAACUCUUCAGGAGAUGAAGACUCUUUAGAACAUAGAUCAGCAGAGAGAUUGAUACCUCCUAUUCCCAACACAACGAAACAGCUAUAUGGCCAGAGCAUUAUAUGCAGCCAUUCCCCAAGAAAUCGGCGGCAAUGGGUAGACAGUGAUGAAAUAAUUAAAACCCUAAAGGAGAUCUCUGAAAUAAGAAGUGAUGAAAUAACAAAGAUUGCACUUCGAGGAGUCAAUGUAGACCCCAAAAUAUUAACACCGAAUUCAAAAAAGGUAAAGACCUGUACAUCAAAGGAAAAUGUAUCAACACCAUAUCUCAGCAGAAUUAAAACACCACAAAUAGAUCAAAAUUUUACAUAUAUGGAAGAAAAAUUUGAAAGUGGAAAUGUAAACGGGGCUAAACCAAAAAUAGCUAGGGAAUUUGUGAAGCCCAGCACGACAAGUACAGCAGAACAUCAUCCAGUAAUAACAUCAGCUACAGCUACACAUAUAACACCAAAUUCACGGGCCAGCACUGUUAACAUCAAAGGAGGGGAAAGAGAAAAAGGAAACGCAAUAGAUAUAGACCUAAGGAAUCAAAAAACAAAAUUGUCAGGUCAGUUAGUCACCAAAUCAAAUAAAGAGCCACCUGUCACUGACCAGCCAACAAGAAUCAUAAAGCAAUCAAGAAUUUCAUCAGAAAAUGAAGAGUACUCUCCGACAGGAGCCUAUAAAAGAAGUCUAAAGCCAAGUAUUGUGUCUCUAGAUGUGCAGGCUGCCCUAGGAACUGUAACACCAGGAGGCAUAAAGAAAGUAAUAAGAACCCCGAAGGGAAAAACAAAAACAAAAGACCUAAUUGUCAUCAGAGUGCCUACGGCAACUACAACAGAACUAAAAGAAGACCAAGAAAACAAAGUGGCAGAGUCUGCUGUGGAUGAUGCAAAUUCAGUUCAGGAAAAUCUUGGGACAACCUGAGCUGAAGUCCAAAAGAAGCUGAUGAGGACAGUAGAGCAGCAAACUGAGGCAGAGGAUCUCCCCGAGCAGGUGAUGAAGACUCCUAAACGAAAAUAUGGCUCCGUCAAGCAUCUGACAACAGUGGUCAAGAGACUGAUGAGAACUCCUAAGGACAAGGUAGAAGCAGGGGAGGAGGAGGUGGGCGGCAAUGAAAGACUGAUGACUCCUCCAGAGGAAAAAAGCAACCGAAAUAUGAAGCCUCUUAAGGAGAAAGGGCCAGAAAGGACGACUAUUCCAAAGCAAAUUCAAUCCAAAAACAUGAACAAGUCCCUCCUAAUAAAAAUAGAUGAGAAAUAUGGAUCAGUAGAAGAUCUGACUUUGACCAGGAGACUGGACGGCCUAGGCAAACUUAGAAGAAAACCGAAGGAAGCAGAAAAACUUACAGAUCUUCCUAAGGAAACAUCAAAACUAGUGCAAAACUUAACAAAUUUUAGAAGAGUUUUGAAAAUGUCAAAAGUAAAACCAGCAGAAGAUCUAAUGGGAAGCAAACCAACCGAUGGAGAGGGCUAGACCGAAAAUUGAUACUGAUGAAAAAACAAAAGUUAGUGGUUCGGUUAGUGAAAUAAGAUCUGACACAGAACAAAAUGAACAAAAGCCCCUGAAGGUCUUAAAUGGGUUAAAAUUGAAACAAAGAAUUGUGAAUAAAGGAAUGAUGGUGUUGUGUUCUAGGAAUAAAAAUAAAAUAUUUCCUACUGAAUCGGACAAAAUAUUCCCCAAUAGUGAAAAAGUACCUUGGAAAAAUUUCCCAUGGAUUUUAAAAGGUCAAAAGAAAAUAUUGCAUCCUAGAAAUAGAAAUAAAAGUAUUGAGGAAUAGCAUUUGGGUUUAUCCAGUAAAAUAGAGGAGUUACACACAGAAAAUGACAAAAAAUAUAUCAAGAGUUUUCAGGGGAAGAUGACUGUGACUGAAGAUGGACUGGCUUCAAGAACAAGAAGCAAAACCAAAAUUUUUAAGGAAAGCCAAAUUUGAGAAAGAAGUUAUGCAUAGAGAGUAAGGAAAAGACACCACCUGAGUGUCCACAGUUCAUGAAAAGAUAGCAGUACAAUUAAGUCUGCCAAGGAAUCACAAGAGCCUAAUUUAGGUUUAUCAACUGAAUUAUGUAAGACAGGGAAUGAGGAGAAACUGGAAGAUGCAAGUCCCAAUACAGGGAUGAUACUUUCAAAAACUAGAGGCAAAAAUAAAAUAGAUACAGAAAGAAACAGACUGCACAAGAGCUUCCAGAGAAGUUUAUGUCAUCAAGAUCUCCAAGUCAAAACAAAAUGGAAACACAAGAGAGUAUAUGUAUGGAGUGUCAAGGGAGGAGUCUCCCAGAGAAGAAAGCAAACCAAAAAGCAGUGAGUCCAUGUCACGGGUCUUCAUGAUCUAGAAGUAGGGGCAUAGAUUACUCUAUGCUGCCAGGGUUGCACCUGAGAUAAACCUCAAAAAAGGAAAAAAGCCUGCAAUGUCCAGAAGAUUGGAUUAAGGGCUAGCAGUAAAAAUAAAAAGGAUACAGGACUGAAAGAUCUAAUCCUCUAUCACCACCCACAAAUGAUAUAGAAAAAGAUGACACAUGCAUGGGUCUUUGCCCGGAUAUCUUUAAAAGUUCAUUGGUACCUGAAGGAAUUUUAUGUUUAACUAGAAAGAGAAAAAAAGAACCACAAGACAUUUAUCGGAUACCUAGUCCAACAAAGAUUGUUGAAAAGCAGCUUCCAAGCCUGGAAAAUAAAGCUGAGGAUAGAGUGGAAGAAUCCUUUAGAAUUGGAAGCCUAAAUGAAACUGAGGAAAGAACUCUAUAUUUCUCUUUUGCUUAGGGCGAUGGAGAUAGCUUGCGCUGAGAACAAAGAUGGAGAUAUGACUGAAGACUGGGUACAUUGAAGGUCUAAAGCGAGAAGCAGCAGCAAUACAGAAUGGAUAGGAUUUAAUCUUUUGUCAAAGGACAUCUUAGCUUUGGGUAAGAUUAGAAAAGAAAAUAUUCUUCAGAUUUUUCCUGACAAGAAACACAAGACAUGAGAAAGGGGGCGAUACAGAUCUGCAAAGAUCUGCUAAUCUUAGCAAACAUGACCAGUCCACCACAGCAAGAGAAUCAACCCCAGAAAAAGUCUCAAAUUUGAAGAAAACUUUUUACAGCACUCUUUUGAGAAAGAGAAGAAAAUCAAAGACACCUAGUAGCAAACUGUCAGAGCCAACUGAUGUUGAAAAGUAUAGCCCAGAGAGUCUUCUAAAAUCUGUCCCACAGGCAAGUGACAAUUUAAAAGUGGUUUUAUCUCCUCAAGAAACCCAGUCAGAGCCUUCUUUGCUUAGAGAAGGAAGCAGCAGUGCGAUGUUAGAAAAUAACAAAAACCAGACUCAAGAAAAUAAUGCUGCGGAAUCCACAAAAUUAAGUAAUGACCAGGAAUUUUGGAACUCAGGGAAAAGAGGAAAACACAACUUAAGGAGAGCAAACCAGCUAACCACAAGUUCAAAAUAGGUAUGAUGUCAUAUUUUAUGAUGUUUCUUUUUAAUGGGCAUAUCACAUUUUUUGCUAAAUUUCUCAAAGGUUUAGGUUCAACUCUCAGUAUUAUAUAAGAUAAGCUAAAAACCAUUUACAUGACUUUGGAAUGAGGUAAUGUGUGUUUGCUAUCUAAGGCAAUUUAAAUAAAAUAUCAAG